AUGCGACCGCUCGUAGCUCUUAGAAUGUUAUCGGGAAAGCGCGGGAAAAGCGACUAUCAGCCGUUCAGGCGGUACUCAGCGCCGGCUGGCUCAGUAGGCCCUCGCCUUCCGAUCAGGAUGGACGUACGUGCGCUCCGUAUAACUCUCGCUGUGAUCGCGAUCUCAAUCGCGCGCGCCCACAUACAGCCGUCCUCACACGACAAUAUACUGAGGAUACAAUUGUGGGACGGCGAAGGUAUGAGCAAGGAAGUCAGGUCCACCACCCAAACACCGAUCAAACAUCACAAACUUAAAGUUAAUUUGGACACUUUAUUAGACGCGAUGAUGAGCGAUGAGGAUCCAAGUGCUGAAAGAUUUGCAAGGCAUAGAGUUAGGCACAAACGACGCCGGCCGCGUCAGAGCGGUACGGAUCUACCGUGGAGGUUUCAUUCAGGCUCAGGUUUGAGGAACGUGGCUGUUUACGACGACGACGUGCCCUGGGACUUGAUCGAGGGAAAGAAUUCGAAUUCAGGGAGUGUGAAUGCGAGUGCUGUGAGUGAUUCGAGUGUCAACGUGGAUGUGAGAGAAGUGUCUCCGCCGAUGACACUGAGGCAGGACGAGGACGAGGAAGUUAAGAAGCAAUUGCCGGUUGUACCGAAAUGUUGUUCCAGCGGCCAGAAUCUUACAGUUACUUAUGAAAAUGGCAAAGUAAAAUCUGUUUGUACUCGUUCUACACUAACUUUUCAACCCAUUUUCCACAAGGCGAACGAAACGCACAUUUGGAAUUACGACAGCAAUGUUUUCGAGACAAUUGUUGGCAACCCCUGCACUUACGAUAGGUAUAAAUUGGAACCAGAUAAAGUCAGUGAAGAUGAAUUUUAUCUAUUAUUUAAUGGAUCCCUAUUCGUACCGUACAGUCAACCACCUUUGCUUGGUACUCGAGAUUUUUGUAUGGAAACAUUUUGGAAUGAAUCCAAUCCAGCAGGAAUCACUCUUCCUUUAAUAUGUUUUCAAACACCCAUUGAGGAAGCAAAUUCAUCAGCUACUCUUGUUGCUUAUGCUAUAGGUUUGAUAAUAUCCGUGCCGUUUCUCAUAGCGACAGCUGGUAUUUAUAUACUUAUCAAGGAAUUGAGGGACACUCACGGGAAGGCAUUAGCCUGUCACUCUAUUUGCCUUGCUGUAGCUUUUAGUUGCUUGGCCGCUACUCAAUUGGCCGGUCAUGCAUUUCCAGUUACAGCUUGUACAAUAAUGGCAUAUCUCAUACAGUUUUCUUUCGUGUCGUGUUUCUUUUGGCUGAAUGUUAUGUGUUUCGAUACGUAUUUGAACGUAAGACGAUAUAUCCAUUCUUCUGUAAGCAGAAGAAGCAUGAGACGAAGAUUUGCAUGGUACUGUGCAUAUGCAAUUCUUCUACCGGUUAUAUUACUUGUGGUAACAAUAGCAAUGGAUUUGUCCCCGGCCGUACCCAGUACCUAUUUGAAACCUAACUUCGGGGUCAAAGGUUGCUGGUUCAAAACGGAUCAAGCGGCUUUGCCUUAUUUCUAUGGACCUGUGGCUGUCAUUCUUUUAAGCAACCUUGUAAUAUUUUUAUUCACAUCAAGAGCUUUUGCUAAGCAUUAUGAUAAGCUGAAAGAUCUAAGCCCACUAGAUAUGGCACAUUCAGACUUCAGUACAUCAGACGACUGGGUGAGACUCAGUACAGUAUUGGGUCAGCAAUUGUCCGUUCAGGAGAGAUCGGCUUCUCCUCCACGGGAACAGCAACCGAUACAAAUGAAUUUCACGCAUAGGCUAAAGAAAUAUAAGAAAAUUUUCCGUACUUGCUGUUUGCUGUCUGUCAUAAUGGGUCUCUCUUGGGUAUUGGAAGUGGUGUCAUGGGCGGCGGGCGCCGGAUCUGAUGCUGUCUCUGUUUGGUCAAUCUUCGACCUGAUCAACGCGCUGCAAGGAGUCGUUAUUUUCGCAAUCUUUGUUUUACAACAACCUGUCCGCUCAUUUGUUAAGUUUUCGAAAUUGUGCAAAGCGUGCAGACGGAAAAGGGACGGGUCAGAGGUAUCUGUGGUAAGUGAUCGAAGUAGCAUCGACAACGGCGGCCGAAGAGAUUUCGUGUAGUGACAAUGUCAGCACAUUUGUAUAAUUCAAGCUGAGACUGAUGUAGUUACAGUAUUACCCUGGAUAAGAAUAAAAAUGGAAGUGUAUGAAAAUGUUGGGACCCUAUUUGAUUAAGUUCUGUUAGUAUUGUGAAAUGUUACUGCUGGCAUUUGUAGAUAGAAAUAGCAUACCGCGAUGUCCAAUUAUUUAGUGAUUAACUUUAGGAUUAUUAUAGUUUUUAAAUAAAAAAUAAUAAUUUGCUUAUAGUUUGAUAGUCUUCGGAAUUAUCGUUGGAUGAUUAUUUUUUCUUUUUCACUUUCCAACAAUUUUAAGUACUUAUUGAUAUCAAUAAGUACUUAAAAAGAAUUUGUAUCUACAAAUAUGAAAUGCAAUUGUAAUUCCAAACGCUACCUUAUAGUUUAAAGAAUCUUAUCUUACCUUCUUUUAUUAUUAUGACAUAUUAAAUUAUCAUUUCUUAACCAUUAAUAAAAAUAUAGAUGUUUUUUUAGGUUUUCUGCGAUACUGUCUUUAUUUAUUUGAAUAUUAUUCUUACCUCCAUGAUUACUUACACUGUUUUCGCAAAGUUCCUCAGUGGCCCAGAAAGAGCAAGUUUGUGAUAUAGCGUAUUGCUCCUUGAAUAAUGUAUUCUUGGGACAAACAAUGUGUGUCGUGCAAAUGGACCAAGUGAAGCGUUUGUUUUUCACAUUAAUUAUUCUGAAGUAAUUUGUUGAAAUAUUUAUUUUGCUGAAAAUGAAAUAUACGCCUUAAUUGAUGACCGCGUUGAACCGAUGUAAUUACUUUUCAUUGGGAGCGAAAAGCAAAAAUUUAUUUAUAUCAUUAUUUUAUUACGUGUUGAAAGAAUUCAAUUAUUUCAAUUUUUAAUCAAAAGAGGUUAUCUUUUCAGAAUAUGAUAACGAAAAAAAUAAUAAUAGGCCUAUUAAAAUUAUGAAAUAAAUGAAAAAAAGAUAUUUUCUUAAAUAUACCAGAUAUCUAAAACUAAUAUUCUUCACUAUUAUUGAAUAACGUACUUUCGUUCCUAUCUCUGUUACUAACGAAACAAUUGCACAAUUCCAUAGACAAAUUGCUUCGUGGUAUAUUUAGCUAUUUUAGUUUUAAUGUAAAAGUUACCGACUGGUUCUUUGGUCCGCUUAAGCCUAAGCUGUUAGGCUUCAUAGAAAAUUCUCUUGUAUAAAAAUUAACACUCAUCACACAUGAAAUACAUUUAAUAAAUAUAAUGAGAAUAUUAUAAUAAUUUUUUUAUUGAACUUUGUUCUAUUUAAAGAUUCGCUUUUACCUUAAGCGGGCCAUCGACUGUAGCUUGUGGCUAUUGAUAGUAUUAUCUUUAAGAGAAUUAAUAUUUUUAUAACAAAUCGUGACCAAUGUUAAUGGUUAUAGUAUAAGAGCAAAUGGAGUCCCUUCUGUUUGAAAGUUGGACGUAGUGACAACUUUAGUGCCAUAAUUGUAAUUAGUCUACUAGAAAAAUGUAUGGUGCGAUUGAUUUCCUUUACGAAAGCUAGUCAUAUUGUAAUUAAAUAUAUAUUAAGAAUUAUAUAAAAAUAAUUGUAAGUUAUUAAUUUAUUUUACAUAACGCUAAAAAUAUAGCGAAUGUUUGUUGAAUAUAUAUUAUUAAGAAUCGACAAUGACAACAGAAACAAAAAAAAUUGUUCACAUUAAACACAUGCUGAUUUCUAUUAUUAAUAAAAUGUAUUGAUAAACAAAACAUUAUUUCAACUUGUAUAUAAUCUUAAACACGUAUUAAUCAAAUAUAUACUUCGUUUCUACAGUGAUAUAAUGAUAUACGACUUCGAAACUAAAAGCUUGGAAAAGUACUAGCCAGUACUACACUUGUUCAGAUGCAAACAAUUUCACAGUUGUCCUUUUCAUCCCGUCGUUCUUUAAACCUUUCCGCGUAUAAGUUUAUUGGAUUCCAUCAGUUCAUAUCAUUGUUAUCAGUGAGUACUGUGACAAAUUCUUGUAUCCAGCUGACACAACCUCAAAUAAAGUAAUGUAACACAUGAGCCAUUAUUUUUAUUAAGAUUGGGCCCUCACACGGCUUGUGAUGGGUUGGUGUUUUGCUUUUUUUAUGGACAUAUAAAUUAUUAUAAUUUUUGCAAACUAGAAUGUUAAAAAAACGAAGAAUAAAAUAACGAAAGAAUUAGAAAUUAAAUAGAAAAGUGGAUUUUGUAAAAUAUUAGAAACUAUUUAAUUCGUUAGUUCGUGUCCAUUACAGUGUUUUUUUUCUUUUAUGUCUCAUGAAAUAUUAUUUACACUUGAAUAGGACAAAUUCUUUUGUAAUAUGCUAUGGGGCCCAAAAGAUUAUAAUUUUCAUAUUAAACAUUUCCCACCCGAUUAUAUAUUUUAGUUUAUUCUAUGCGAAAACGUGCAGGCAGAAUGUCACCGGUUUUGUAUUUAUUUGUAAGUGACUAUGUAAAUAUGAAAAGUAUUAAUAUGUUUUAUUUAAGUUAUAAAUAAAAUAAAGAAUUGAUGUUAUGCGUAUUUUGUUUUCAGUGAGCCGAUAUUUUAAAAUACUUUUGUAUAUCAGUGUUUAACUUUAUUAUCUGAAUUGUUAAAUUUUUUUGCUUAUUUUCCGUCCCGAAAGCAUCAAUGUUGUCUUUAUGGUGUAAAAAAUAUAUUGUUUUUCAUUCCUUUUAACAUCUACUAAAACGCCCCAUGACAAUAAUUAGAUUUUAACUAUAAAAUGCUUAUUUUCAUUUCUUGUUAUUUAUUCUGUGUAUUGGUAAAUUUUUUUUGCUACUUGUUUUUUUUUUUAUUUCGAUAAUAUAUAACGCGUGUACCUUGUAAUAUAUUAAUGUUAAAUUAUGCGGAUUUUUUAAGUAAAAUGACUAUAAUGAUGUAUAUUUGUCUAUUUUGCAAAAUAUGAUGUUAAAUAAACAAGCUUUAUAAAAAACA
Molecule: messenger RNA, 4971 nt
Organism: Danaus plexippus (monarch butterfly)
Lineage: Eukaryota; Metazoa; Arthropoda; Insecta; Lepidoptera; Nymphalidae
Product: G-protein coupled receptor Mth2-like
Exons: 10
Coding region: 1-2082 (693 amino acids)
Biological process (GO): G protein-coupled receptor signaling pathway; cell surface receptor signaling pathway
Cellular component (GO): membrane
Molecular function (GO): G protein-coupled receptor activity
Source: RefSeq, a predicted model, not a curated record